This is a messenger RNA of Sycon ciliatum, 1994 nucleotides long. Its product is annotated as zinc transporter ZIP1-like. Gene Ontology annotation, cellular component: plasma membrane. Lineage: Eukaryota; Metazoa; Porifera; Calcarea; Leucosolenida; Sycettidae. Gene Ontology annotation, molecular function: zinc ion transmembrane transporter activity. Gene Ontology annotation, biological process: zinc ion transmembrane transport. Bases 196 to 1419 code for a protein of 407 amino acids. The record is from RefSeq and is a predicted model, not a curated record. The transcript has a single exon.
UUCCUCGUCAGUCUGAUGGGAUAAAAACGACGAUGUUUUUUCGUAGAAGACGAAGAUGACGAUGACAUAAACGUCUUCCGGUGCUUCCGACUUUGUCCGGUAUUAAAACAACAUACAGUGAACGCUCGCGGACUGUCAGGCAGAGUCUCAAACCUUUCCAACCGAAGUACUGUACAUGAUUGUAGAGCUGCGAAAAUGAAUGUUGUUAUAGUGAAGGUCGUGUGCAUUGUGGGUUUGUUCUUUCUGACAAUAUUCUUCACCGCCUUGCCAAUUCGUUUGACCUCAUGGUCAACGGGCGGUGGACGAUGGAGGCGAGCCUCAACAAGUCUUGCUAGUUGCUUGUCGGGAGGUAUAUUCCUGGGAGUGGCGCUCCUCCACCUGAUACCUGAUGUUCGGGAGAUGUUCGACUUCGUACUGUGUGAGAAAGACCUUGAUAUCGACUACCCCCUCACGGAGCUGACUGUCGCUGGUGGAUUUUUGCUCAUUCUCGUGUUUGAACAGCUGGUGCUGUUAUUUCAUCAGCGCAGGUCAACAUCUGAGUGCAAAGUAGCGAACAUUCCGCCUCAUGGAUGCGACCGAGAGAUCAAUAAUUGUGACAACUGCCUGGAAGAGAACGAGCAGGACUUGAAACGGGCGACGCUUACUUCAACGUGCGUCCCACCGACGUGUAACAAUGGACAACAUCCUGAGUCAAGAAAUGAUUGUGAAGCCGCCAUCAGGCCAUCCACAAACGGUACACCUUACACUGACCUAUCCCGAUCUACCAGUACAUCCACACCAGAAGACAACCCAGCUGGAAAAGCCGCCACAGAAACACUUGGGUCGCUUGUGCUGCUCGCUGCUCUAUCCCUGCAUACGCUGUUCGAGGGCCUUGCUCUUGGCCUGCAAAGUGACACUGACGGUGUUAUCGAGAUCUUCAUUGCCAUUCUGCUGCACAAAUGUGUGCUGGCAUUCGCUCUUGGCAUACGCAUGGUCAAGUUGAAGGCUACCACAAGAAGAAUCCUGCUGGCUGCAUUGCUUUUUGCAGGCAUGAGUCCUAUCGGUGGGGCGAUUGGUAUCGCUGUCGAAGCCAAUGCAACCAAUGAAGUUGACCGCCAGCUUGUUACAGCGUGCCUGCAAGGAAUUGCCACCGGAACGUUCCUGUUCGUUACUUUCCUGGAAAUCAUUUCCCCCGAGAUUCAAGGAAAGCACUCGCCGGGCGAAUCUGAUAUCCAUGUGAUGCGCUUGGCACUGAUCGUGUUCGGCUUCGCCAUCAUCGCUCUGGUUAGUUUGCACCAUGAGCCUCACCAUGGCCAUGCUGGGGAGGAGUGUGGUCACGGCCACGGUCUGCUCAACAUGGCUCUCAAUCAAACUGGUCUUAUGGAUGAUCAUGAUAUGGAUCAUAGCCAUGACGACCACCACGAUGAUCAUCAUGAAUAGAUUACUUCACCCACAACUGUGCCAUAAUCAUUUGCGCUCAAUUCUGCAGUGUCUCCCUAGUGAGUAUUAGUGAGUCGAUUUUCGAAUUCCGGCUUUCACGUGAUACAUGUACAUGUACAUGUAUCACGUGAUACAUGUACAUGUACACGUGCGUUCACUGAAUUGUUUAUACUAGUAGUAGCCCAGUAGAGCUGAAUGAUGAAGCCAUCGUGGAUGUUUACCUUCUGACUAGUCCUUUGUGCGGAACACUACUCCAUUUUCCAUGCUACAUUAUGUCCACUUCGUUACUAGUCGUCACACUAAAAUGUCUCCACGUCGCCUAUUUAUAAGAUUGUUAGGAAUGAGCGAUAACAGAUGAGUAAGUAAUAGCAUACAAUCACAUGACAUGUAAUGGUUUCAGUCCUCAUCUAUACAUUUAGGAAGACAAUUUGUUUUCUCGAAAUAGCACAUGAUCUGCAUUAUUGUUUAGGACUGGAUGAAUCAUUUAGACUUUCAUCACAUUUCUCGUUUCUCUGUUUGCACCAUUUUUUCAUGCUUGCCAACUCAGAGCACUUACAAAAAUGUCCUCAUCAGUC